AUGUCAGUCGAAGCAAAAACGUUCACGAACAAAUCUAAUGGCGAAACAUUCACAAAAGGCACUUACAACGGUAUUGAAGUCUUACGUAGAGACAAGGAUGGUUAUAUAAAUGCAACAAAGAUGUGUCAGCAGUUUAGGAAAGACUUUAGAAGGUUGUUGGAAAAUAAGUCCUGGGAAGAGUAUUUUAAGGCAUUUUGUGAAGAAUAUACCAACCCGCGGAAAACGGCGGGUUGCUUUUUAUACAAAGUUCAUGCAGGAAUUCCGGAUGAAAUCAAACAGGUUAGAGGAAUGUAUGUAGACCCAAGACUCGUAAACUAUAUUGCAAUGUGGGCUUCUCCAAAAUAUUGUAUAGCAGUUGGAAAAAUUAUGGACUCCAUAGACAAGAAAGUUCAUGAGAAGUUAGAUGAAGAAGAACUUGAAGAUACAGUAGAGAAUGCAAAACCUUUGUUUGAAGAAGAA
This is a messenger RNA of Trichomonas vaginalis G3, 459 nucleotides long. RefSeq names its product KilA, N-terminal/APSES-type HTH, DNA-binding family. The record is from RefSeq and is a predicted model, not a curated record. Lineage: Eukaryota; Parabasalia; Trichomonadida; Trichomonadidae. The annotation marks the transcript as partial. The transcript has a single exon. Gene Ontology annotation, molecular function: DNA binding.